Molecule: messenger RNA, 2030 nt
Organism: Hemiscyllium ocellatum (epaulette shark)
Lineage: Eukaryota; Metazoa; Chordata; Chondrichthyes; Orectolobiformes; Hemiscylliidae
Product: P2Y purinoceptor 2-like
Exons: 2
Coding region: 36-785 (249 amino acids)
Biological process (GO): phospholipase C-activating G protein-coupled receptor signaling pathway; positive regulation of Rho protein signal transduction
Cellular component (GO): membrane
Molecular function (GO): G protein-coupled receptor activity
Source: RefSeq, a predicted model, not a curated record
CUUUCACAUAUGCUGAAAAUCUCUGAUAUGAAGGAAUGGAUCACCUAAAAAAGCUUUGUGAAACAUGCUCCCAACAACAGAAAGUGACAUCUGUACAGUCAAAGGACCCUCAGCACACAGAUUACCUGCAUGUCCUGAAGAGAUACUUGGUUGUGAAAUACAUACAGUAUAUGAUCCUGCCUUCUACAAAUAUUGUGGUAUUGGUUGCAGGAGCCAUUGGAACACUUCAUGUCUCAGUCUUGCUCUUAUCUCAGACUGUGUCUAAGAAGAGCACAGCAGUCUUCAUUUCCCAUUUGGCAGCAGCAGAUGCAGUGCUGGUGCCUGCCAUCCUGCUCGAAAUGUGCCACCAAGUGGUUGACAUCAAAUUUGCACCAGAUGGCUUCAUCCGUGGCCUUAUUCACAAUCUCCUGGUGAUGAACAUCAACGUCAGUUCUUUAAUGUUAAGUUGCAUCAGCCUGGAGGCUUUCCUCAUAACUCAAUUCCCUGUGCAAUCUCGUUACAUAAGGACUGUAAGGCAAGCUAAAAGGACUAGCAUGCUUGUCUGGAUUACUGUGCUCAUAGAAUGUGUUAUUUCACAAACUGAAUACAUAGCUGCUGCGGAAUCCGAGGAACUCUGUCUAUCACCGUUGUUCCAGUAUUUUCUGCUGAUAGCUCCUGCUGUUAGAGGACUGUUUGAUAAUCUGCUCAUCUGUUUCAGGUUCAUGAAUGUUUUCUUCUACUACAAAGUUUAUACAACUAAGUCUUAUUCCAGGCACCUAUCGACUAGAACAGGCCACUGUUCUUAACAUACAAGAUCGCCCUUGAAGAAUUCCUUUUUUAACAAUAUAAAUGAUCUUUUACUUAGGUAGGCAGACAGGCAAUGAGAUAUUUAUUAAGUAUUUAUUAUUUACAAAAUGAACAAGAAUCCAGAGCCUACUCCAUCAUUCAGUAAGAUUAUGACCUCAACUCUAUAUUCCUAAUAUACUUAAAAAUUCUGCAUCCAGAAGGGAAUUUUUGAAUGGGUAAUUCUUUAUUUUUCAGCUACAAUUCUUAGUUUUUAAUUCUUCCACAAGACGACAUAUCCUUUCAACAUCCACCCAGUCAAGUUUAAACAAGAUCUUAUAUGUUUCAACUGAAUCACCUUUGAUUCAUCUGAACUCCAGAGAAUGCAGCCCUAACCUCAUAGCAAUCUGCUCAUUUCAGGUAUUAGUCUAGUAAACCUCCUCUGAACUGCUUGCUAAGUAUUAGCAUCCUUCUUUAGUACUGUACACACAAUACCAGAUGUGAUCUCACCAAAGCACUGUAUCACUGAAGCAUAAGACCCCUCCCCAGCCACCUCCCCACCUCAUAAGAAAACAUAACAUUCAAGCAACUUCCCUGAUAACUUGAUGACGUGCCUCUGAAAAUGAUAACGCAAAACCUCCUGCCUGCAGAUACUUUGCCAAGUAAUGUCUCAUUUUACAGUGAGGCAGCCUCCCAUGACUUCAUUGCUGAAUCAGCCAAUAAGGAAUGUGAGGGGAAACUUGCCAACACUGUGCGUCUGUGCAAACGCAACCUAUGGAAAGCUGGGUGGGUUGAGUCUAUGCCUGGAAGCACUUUUCCCGAAUUCACACAGAGAUGCAGCGAUUAAUUUAGCUUAACACAGCCUGCUGUAAAUUGGGAUAAGAUCCGAAAUUCUUCUGUCAGCAACCACCAGGUCAAAAGGAAUGCUGUAGAUUCCGAUCGCUGUCAGUCUCACAAGUUUUGAAGCCGAAGCGGAAAUUACAGGAGGGUUUGCACAUAAGUCGAGUCAGUUAACAGCUGCACCAAUGAGUCACAGCUGGUCUGGCAAAUCCAACUUCUUUUUGAAAUUACCCAAAUUUUAGAUUAAUCCCUUCAGCAUGAUGACAAAUAGGUUACACUCGAUGAUGCAUGUUAACGUGUGCAUUCAUACAUAAAAUACUGUGUACCAGGAUGGGCCAUGAAAUAAUAAUUAUCAGUUUUAUUUCCCCGAGAACCUUGAUGUCUGUGCAAGCUUUCAGCUUACAAGGAAUUGUGAUUAUGUGCUAUCG